GUUCUUGCAGUUUGCCGGUCUUGCACUUGAUUUACAACUUUCAAGACGUAAAGCCACUGAAUUAACCAAUGUUUGCAUGUUAUGACCUUGGACCAAGACAAGACUUUUGUGAGCUAAGCGACGAUAUGCGGAGACAUCUCUAGGAUUUUCUGCAUAGCUUAGGUUUCCUAGGAUGGACUGGGAUGACAGCAGCGUUGCGGGGACGGCCAAGAGGCCCGGGCCAAAGCAGACGCUGCAAAGCAGCAAGCAGGUCCCUGCAAAGGUUCAGGUCAAGCUGCCCAAGGCUCUGUUUGAGUCAGCACUGAGCUCGGGGAAUGCGUCUCUGGUGGAGCGCAGCGUUAAGGCGGAGGCCAGCCGCCCUCCUCCAGGGAGCUUACCGCCGGGUUUCAAGCUGCCGCCGAAGCCGCCGGGCAUGCUGGGCACCAACGGCGGCAGCCCGGGCAGCCCUGGCCUAAUCGGCACCGCCACCGCCACACACAGCCUGGCGGACCUGAGCGGCAGCCACAGCCUCAUGUCUGUGUCCACCUCGCGUGGGCCCCCGCUGCCCACCGCCACGCCGCCGGUGCCGCGGCGGGUGCCCACAUGUGAGAACUACUUCGACCCGGGGGCCAGCAGCGACGUGUUUCCGUCUCGGGCGGUGGAGGGCUCCUCGCUUGCAGACUAUUUUGGAGCCGGCGCCGGCGGCGCGGGCAGCCCCGCGCUGGAGGUGCAGGCGGACCCGGCGCACCCGCUGGGCUGGGUGCUGGCGGAGGAGACGCAGAUGGGCACGCGGCUGCGGCCGCGCACGGGGCAGCUGCCGGUGCGCACCACCACUUCCAUGCCGCUGGAGUACUUUGACAGUCCGGAGAUGGAGCUGGUGCAGCCGGAGGAGCGGCUGCGGCGGGCGCGCGAGGCGGCGGCGGCGGAGGGGCGGGGAGCGGACAGCGGGCCGGUGGGGGUGCCGGGGUUCAGCCGCUACUUUGACACGUCGGGCACGUUCAUGUGGGCGCCAUGCGUCAUGACCGACUACGACAGGGGCCAGGACAUGUACCACAUUACGUGGAACACCACGGGUAAGACCAAGUGGGUCAAGCGACUCAACCUGUUGUUCGCGGACGAGAACAAGUCGGGCUUCGCGUUCAGGCUGCGGCAGGCCCGCCGCCGGCGUGAUGAAUCGGAGGGCGAGGCGCGCUACUCGGAGUACGUGAGCAAGCAGCCCUUCAACAACAUCGACGUGCUGGAUGAGCACUUCAAGCGGAAGAUCUUCAAGCGCGUGGGCGGCGACGUGACGCAGCGCUUGGCGAGCAACGCUCAUGGCCACUUCGAGGACUUCCGCGCUAACUUCAAACACGCGGUCAAGUCGGCGAUCGUGGACGUGCAGUUCCGGCAACAAGACGCCGCCGCGCACCUGGCCGCAGCCAACAUCCAGCCCGUCAGCCACGGCAGCCACGCGCUGGUGCCGCCGCAGGGCUGUGUCAACCUGGAGGCGCUGCCUGCAGGGCGCGUGGUGGUUGUGAACCAGCCCGAGCACGCGGCGGCGGAGGGGCAGGACUGGUUCGCGCAGGACGUGGGGCGCGAGGGCUUUGAGCUGCUGCUGGCGGACGUGAAGCGGGGCGCGGUGGUGGGGCACCCGGCGCUGCUGACGGCGCUGCAGCAGAUGUACAAGGACCUGGACAUCAGCAGCAUGGCGCUCACAGUCACCGACAUGAGGGAGCUGCCGCUGCCUGCCCGCCUGGGCGACUACGCGCGCAUGCAGCGCAACCACCGCGAGCUGGUAGCGGACAUGCUGUCCAGCGACUGGACCAUCAAGGUGAUUGCCAUUGUGGAGCGCAUCCUGUCGGGCGACGACCCCGAGAUGACGGCGCUGGCGGUGGCGGAGGCCACACUGGCGGCCGGCGGCGCCACCGGCCUGGGCGGCACCAGCGGCGCGGCGCAUGCUCACGCCAACCCUUUUGGGCUGAGCCAGGCGGCGGUGAUGCGCUUCAUUAAGAUGGUGUCGCUGGCGAUGGCCGAUCAGCUGCGCACCGCUGUGCUGUCCAGCAUCCAGAUGUGCUGUGGCUUCUGGAAGCAGUACGACGUGCAGCCUGGCGACGGGCACAUCCGGGCGGGCUACCCCUCGGGCGAGGACGCGGGGGGAGCUGCAGCGGGCGGCGAGGGGCCGGCGGUGGAGCCGGCGAACGUGUGGUUUGGCCGCACGCACCCGCCGCCCGCCAAGUGGGGCGAGGACCUGCACGCCUCCUGGCCGCCGCCGCUGCUGCUGGUGUCGCUGCAGGUGGUGGACGGCGGCAUUCAGCUGGUGCCGCCGCUGGCGGAGGUGGAGGACACGGUGGUCCAGACCUAUGACGACAUCAUUGCCGCCACCUCCAAGGUUGACGACAUCAGCGUCAAGGUGGUCAACAUGGCCAUGGAGCAGUACCUGGCCAGUGUGGACCCCGUGGCCGACCCCGCCGCAGUGGCGGGCCGCGACCUGGUCCGCGACAUUGUGCAGAAGAACCUGGUGGCGCCCGCGGACCUGGUGGCCUCGUUCCAGGAGUUCGCCUGGCUGGUGUCGGCCUCCGUAGGCGAGUACGUGGACGCCUGGGCGGAGGCGGGCCACAGCCUGGCGGAGACGGACGCGGAGGUGGGCCGGCUGGCGGCGCUGGGCGAGGCGGUGGCGGCCAAGGCCGAGGGCCUGGUGGCCUUCCGGCUCCUGGCGGUGGACUGCAGCGGCGCGCAGCAGUGGCUGGGCGACAAGGCGGCGGCGCUGCGCAACGCGCUGCUGACGUGGCAGGCGGACACCUGGCACGCCGCCAACGUGGCGGCGGUGGAGCAGUUCGAGGCCAUCGUGGCGCGGCUGCACCAGGCGCCGGACAGCACGGAGGCGCUGGACGAGCUGGACAAGUUCGUGGAGAAGGUGGACGGCCGCAUGCCGGAGUUCGAGGGCGUGGUGGCGGAGAGCCGCGCCGUGGCGGACGUGCUCCACGGCGCUCAGCACGAGCUGGCCAUGGAGGCGUUCGAGACGCACUGGCGGCUGCUUCGCUGGCCGCUAGACCUGGCGGGCGAGCUGAUCGAGGUCCGCAGCCAGCUGGCGCGAUGGCGCGGGCGCUACCUGUCGCAGCUUAAGGCCGACAGCGCGGCUCUCAUCGCGGAUCUCGCCGAGCUGCAGGCGGAGGUGGAGCGCUUCGUGACGCUGGGCGACCUGAAGCAGGUCGACGACCGCACCGCCACCGUGCUGGACAUCGAGAACCGGCUCAACAGCUACGCCGAGCUGUCAGAGCUGUACGGCAACCGGGAGGAGAUCUUUGGCCUGCCCCGCUCCGAGUACCCGACGCUGGAGGACAUCCGCAAGGCCUUCGCGCCUUCCUCGGACCUGUGGAAGAUCGCCUCGGAGUUUGCGCGCUCGCUGCCCGAGUGGCUGGACGGGCCGUUCACGGAGAUCGACGCGGAGGCGGUGGCGGCGGACGUGGACCGCUGGUGGCGCUCCACCGCCAAGCUGGGCAAGCAGCUGGACAAGGAGCCGCUGGAGGUGGUGACGGCGGUGCGCGCCAAGCUGGAGGACUUCCAGGUGCACCUGCCGCUGAUCACCGCCCUGCGCAACCCCGGCCUGCGCGAUCGGCACUGGGAGCGCAUCUCCACAGCGGCCGGCUUCCCUGUGCGCGCCGACGCCGGCUUCAGCCUCAGCCGCGCGCUGCAGCUGGGGCUGCCCAAGCACCUGGCGGCCAUCGAGGAGGUGGCAGAGUAUGCCAGCAAGGAGUACUCGCUGGAGCGGGCGCUGGACAAGAUGCAGGCCGACUGGGCGGGCGUGGUGUUUGAGACCAUGACGUGGCGCGCCACCGGCACCACCAUCCUGCGCGCGCUGGACGACGUGCAGAUGCUGCUGGAUGACCAGAUCGUCAAGACGCAGUCCAUGCGCGCCUCGCCCUACAUCGGGCCCUUUGAGGACCGCGUGCGCCUGUGGGAGUCCAAGCUGGGCCUGGUGCAGGAGACGCUGGACCAGUGGCUGCGCUGCCAGCAGGGCUGGCUGUACCUGGAGCCCAUCUUUGGCAGCGAGGACAUCAUGCAGCAGAUGCCCAACGAGGGCCGCAAGUUCAAGGCCGUGGACCACACCUGGCGCCGCACCAUGGAGAAGCUGUCCAAGAACGCCGAGGUGCUGGUCACCUGCGCGGACGACGAGCUGCUCAAGGCGCUGGCGGAGGCCAACAAGCUGCUGGAGCAGGUGACCAAGGGCCUAAACGACUACCUGGAGACCAAGCGCCUGGCCUUCCCGCGCUUCUACUUCCUUUCAAACGAUGAGCUGCUGGAGAUUUUGUCCGAGACGAAGGAUCCCACACGCGUGCAGCCCUUCCUGCGCAAGAUCUUUGAGGGCAUCAACGCCCUGGAGUUCCAGCCAGACGGCACCGUGACAGCCAUGUCCAGUGAGGAGGGCGAGCGGGUGCCGUUCAAGGACACCUUCAACCCGCGCGAGAGCCAGGGCCAGGUGGAGCGCUGGCUGAUUGAGUGCGAGAUUGCAAUGCGCACGACGCUCAAGCACACCAUCCUCAAGUCGUUCAACGACUACGCAAAGGCGCCCCGCAUCAACUGGGUGACCUCCUGGCCGGGUCAGGUGGUUAUCGCCGUGGAUUGCAUGUACUGGACCAAGGAGGUGGGCGAGGCCAUCGCCAAGCAGGCGCUCCAGGACUACUCGCAGCAGUGCACCGACGAGCUGAUGAAGGUCGUCAACAAGGUCCGCGGCAAGCUGUCCAAGCUCGACCGCAAGACGCUGUCGGCGCUCAUCGUGAUCGACGUGCACGCGCGCGACGUGGUGGCGCAGCUGGCUUCCACUGGCGUCACCAGUGAGAGCGACUUCGCCUGGAACAGCCAGCUGCGCUAUGGCUGGGAGGGCGGCGAGGUGUCGGUGCGCAUGAUCAACGCGCAGAUCUACUACGGCUACGAGUACCUGGGCAAUGGCAGUCGCCUGGUCAUCACGCCGCUGACCGACCGCUGCUACCGCACGCUCAUGGGCGCGCUGCACCUCAACCUGGGAGGCGCACCCGAGGGCCCCGCCGGCACGGGCAAGACGGAGACCACCAAGGAUCUGGCCAAGGCCAUAGCCAUGCAGUGCGUGGUCUUCAACUGCUCCGACGGCCUGGACUACCAGGCUAUGGGCAAGUUCUUCAAGGGCCUGGCCAGCAGCGGCGCCUGGGCCUGCUUCGAUGAGUUCAACCGCAUCGACCUGGAGGUGCUGUCCGUGAUUGCCCAGCAGAUCCUGACAAUGCAGCGCGCCAAAUCGGCAGGCGUGAGCUCGUUCGAGUUCGAGGGCACCAAGCUGAGCCUGCGGCCCACAUUCUCGGUGUUCAUCACAAUGAACCCCGGCUACGCCGGCCGCUCCGAGCUGCCCGACAACCUGAAGGCGCUGUUCCGCUCGGUGGCCAUGAUGGUGCCCGACUACGCGCUGAUCAGCGAGAUCAUGCUCUACUCCAGCGGCUACCUGAAGGCCCGCGACCUGGCCCGCAAGCUGGUGGCCACCUACCGCCUGUGCUCGGAGCAGCUGUCAAGCCAGUCGCACUACGACUACGGCAUGCGCGCCGUCAUGUCAGUGCUGCGCGCCGCCGCCGCCAACAAGCAGCGCAGCCCGGACACGCUGGAGGACGUCCUGAUGCUUCGCUCCAUCCGCGACGUGAACGAGCCCAAGUUCCUGGCGCCCGACCUGCCGCUGUUCGCCGGCAUUCUGUCGGAUUUGUUCCCGGGCGUGGACCUGCCUGCCACCGACUACUCGGCGCUGGACGAGCGGCUGGUGUCCAACUGCACCCGCCUCAACCUGCAGCCCACGCCCACCUUCCUGGAGAAGGCUCACCAGCUGUACGAGAUGAUCCUGGUGCGGCACGGCCUCAUGCUCGUGGGCUACAGCUACGGUGCCAAGACCUGCAUCUACCGCACCCUGGCGGGCGCGCUGGCGGACCUGGAGACGGCGGGGCUCAUGGAGGAGCACAAGGUCCAGCUGCGCAUCAUGAAUCCCAAGUCCAUCACGAUGGGCCAGCUGUACGGCCAGUUCGACCCCGUCAGCCACGAGUGGAAGGACGGCGUGCUGGCCAAGCUGUUCCGCGAGGCGGCCGUGGACACCAGCACCGACCGCAAAUGGGUGCUGUUCGACGGCCCGGUGGACGCGGUGUGGAUUGAGAACAUGAACACAGUGCUGGAUGACAACAAGAAGCUGUGCCUCAACAGCGGAGAGAUCAUCCAGAUGAGCGCCAGCAUGAACAUGAUCUUCGAAGUCCAGGACCUGGCUGUGGCCUCGCCCGCCACCGUGUCGCGCUGCGGCAUGGUGUAUGUGGAGCCGGAGCAGAUGGGCUGGCGCCCGCUGCGCGACAGCUGGAUGCACACGCUGCCGCCCACGCUUGGAGAGGAGGCGCGGGCGCACCUCAUCGCGCUGUUCGACUGGCUGGUGGACCCCUGCGUGGCGUUUAUCCGCAAGAACUGCAAGGAGCUUGUGCCCACAGCCGACAUCAGCCUGCCCAACAACCUCAUGUCCACCAUGAUGUCACUCAUGGACGAGCUGAAGGACCCCAAGCAGGCUGCCGCCAUGGCUGCUCGCGACGUGCUGAAGCAGCUCGACGGCAUGUUUGUGUUCAGCCUGAUCUGGUCCGUGGGCGCCACCACAGACAGCGACGGCCGCAUCGCCUUCUCCGACUUCUUGCGUAAGCUGCUGGACGGAGGCGUGGACCGCAAGAUGACCCGCACCGACUUCGACCUGGGCCCGGGUCUGGAGAUCGCGGACCCCGGGUUCAAGCUGUCCACGCAGCUGCCCAAGGACGGGCUGGUGUACGACUACGUGUGGGACAAGCCGCGCGCUGCCUGGCGCCACUGGAUGGACAGCGGCAGCGGCGAGUCCGCAGCCGCCGCCAUCCCCGAGUCCGCCAACUUCAACGAAAUCAUUGUGCCCACAGUGGACACGGUGCGCUACACGUGGCUGCUCACACUGCUAGCCACGCACGGCCGCCACGUGCUGUUCGCGGGCCCCACCGGCACCGGCAAGACGGCGUACGUCAAGUCCGCCAUCGAGGCGCUGGACAAGUCGCUGUUCACCAACCAGCAGACCGCCUUCUCAGCGCAGACCAGCGCCAACAUGAUCCAGGACAUUAUUGACGCGCGCCUGGACAAGCGGCGCAAGGGCAUCUUCGGCCCGCCGGUGGGCAUGCGCUGUGUGGUGUUUGUGGACGACGUCAACAUGCCCGCACUGGAGGUGUACGGCGCCCAGCCGCCCGUGGAGCUGCUGCGGCAGUUCCUAGACCACAGCGGCUGGUACGACCGCGCCGAUAACACAUGGCGCCAGCUGGCGGACAUGCAGCUGGUGUGCGCCAUGGGCCCGCCCGGCGGCGGCCGCAACCCCGUGACGCCGCGCUUCGUACGCCAUUUCAACCUGGUGGCCAUCACCGAGUUCGACGACGCCACCUACACGCGCAUCUACGGCGCCAUCUGUGACUGGUGGUUCCGCCGCGCAAGGCUACCCGAGGACGUGCGUGGCAAGGGCGGCGCGCUGGUGAAGGCGACGCUGGAGAUCUACAACACCAUCCGCGCGCAGCUGCUGCCCACGCCCGCCAAGAGCCACUACACCUACAACAUGCGCGACCUGUCCAAGGUGUUUCAGGGCGUGCAGUCCAUCGGCGUGCCCGUGCCCGACACCCGCUCGCUGACCCGCCUGUGGGCUCACGAGACGCUGCGCGUGUUCCAUGACCGCCUGGUGGACGACGGCGACCGCACCUGGUACUGCACGCUGCUCAAGGACAUGGUCAACAAGCACCUGGGCCUCAAGUUCGACAACGUGUUUGAGCCGCCGGCCGGCAGCGGCCUGGCCAAGGGCGACGUUGCGGUGCUGCGCAACCUGCUGUACUGCGACUUCCAGGUGCCGGGUGCCGACCCUGCCAAGUACGACGAGGUCACGGACCUGCCCAAGCUGAUGACCGUGGUGCAGGACUACCUGGCCGACUACAACGCGCAGUCCAAGAACCGCAUGGACUUGGUGCUGUUCCUGUUCGCCGCCGAGCACAUCUGCCGCAUCAGCCGCAUCAUCAAGCAGCCCUACGGCAACGCGCUGCUAGUGGGCGUGGGUGGCAGCGGCCGCCAGUCGCUCACACGCAUCGCCACCUUCAUGGCAGACUACAAGCUGUUCACCAUCGAGAUCAGCAAGAGCUACACCGUGAAUGAGUGGCGCGAGGACCUGAAGCGCGUGCUGCGCCAGGCGGGCGGCGCGGGGCAGUCCACGGUGUUCCUGUUUAGCGACUCACAGCUCAAGGACGAGUCGUUCCUGGAGGACAUCAACAACAUCCUCAACACCGGCGAGGUGCCCAACCUGUUCGCCAAGGACGAGGUGGUAGGCAUCAUGGAGCAGGUCACCGCCCGCGCCAAGCGCGCCGGCAAGCCGCUCACGCCCGCCUCGCUGUUCGCCUUCUUCGUGGACGCCUGCCGCGCCAACCUGCACAUGGUGCUGGCCAUGAGCCCCGUGGGCGGCGCCUUCCGUGAGCGGCUGCGCAAGUUCCCCUCGCUCGUCAACUGCACCACCAUCGACUGGUUCAGCGUGUGGCCCUCCGAUGCGCUCAAGAGCGUCGCCUCCAAGUUCCUGCACGACGUGGAGAUGACGGACGACGCCACGCGCAGCGCGGUGGAGGACAUGUGCAUGGAGUUCCACGUCAACGUGCGCGCACUGGCGGUGGAGUUCAAGGCGGAGCUGGGCCGCCACUACUACACCACCCCCACCUCCUACCUCGAGCUGAUCCAGACCUACAAGGAGCUGCUGGGCAGCAAGCGCAAGCAGGUCCACGGCCUGAAGCGGCGCUACGAGGUGGGGCUGGAGAAGCUGCUGGCUGCGGAGCAGGACGUGGGCGCCAUGAAGGAGGAGCUCAUCGCGCUGCAGCCCAAGCUGAUCGAGACAGGCAAGGAGGUGGAGGAGACGCUCAAGAUCGUGGACCGCCAGACGCAGGAGGCGGAGGCCAAGAAGGUGGUGGUGCAGGGUGAGGAGGCGGUGGCGAACGAGAAGGCGGCGGCGGCCAAGGCCAUCAAGGACGAGUGCGAGGCUGACCUGGCCGUGGCGCUGCCGCUGCUCGAGUCCGCGCUGAAGGCCCUGGACACGCUCACCAAAGCCGACAUCACCGAGGUCAAGGCGAUGAAGAACCCGCCCAAGGCGGUCAAGGUGGUGAUGGAGGCGGUGUGCCAGAUGCUGUCCAUCAAGCCCAACAAGAUCAACGACCCCGCCAACCCCUCCAAGAAGAUCAACGACUACUGGGGCCCCAGCCAGGGCCUGCUGGCCGACACCAAGUUCCUGGACACGCUGCGAGCCUACGACAAAGACAACAUCCCGCAGCCCAUCAUCGCGGCGGUGCGGCCGUACUUGGACGUGGAGGAGUUUGACCCGCCCGUUGUGAAGAAGGCCUCCAAUGCCGCGUACGGCCUGUGCUGCUGGGUGCGCGCCAUGGAGAGCUACGACAAGGUUGCCAAGGUGGUGGCGCCCAAGAAGGCGAAGCUGGCUGAGGCAGAGGCGGAGUUCAACGAGCUGAUGGUGGGCCUGAACGCCAAGAAGGCGGAGCUGGCGGAGCUGGAGGCCAAGCUGGCGGAGCUCAACAAGAAGCUGGCGGAGAUGCAGGCGCGCAAGGCCCAGCUGGAGGCGGAGGUGGACCUGUGCGAGAAGAAGCUGGACCGCGCCACCAAGCUGAUUGGCGGGCUGGGCGGCGAGAAGAGCCGCUGGACGGAGGUGGCGCACAAGCUGGGCGGUGACUACAUCAACCUCACCGGAGACGUGCUGCUGGCCUCCGGCUUCAUCGCCUACCUGGGCGCCUUCACGGCGGCCUACCGCGAGCGCGCCACCAGCAGCUGGGUGGCGCUGUGCCGCGAGCGCCACAUCCCCUGCUCCGACUCCUUCAAGCUGGUGACGGUGCUGGGCGAGCCAGUCAAGAUCCGUGACUGGACCAUUGACGGCCUGCCUAACGAUUCCUUCUCCAUUGACAACGGCAUCAUCGUGUCCAAGGCGCGGCGCUGGCCGCUGCUGAUCGACCCGCAGGGCCAGGCCAACAAGUGGAUCAAGAACAUGGAGAAGAAGAACAAGCUGGAGGUGAUGAAGCUCAGUGACGGCGACUACAUCCGACGACUGGAGAACUGCAUCCAGUUUGGCACGCCCGUGCUGCUGGAGAACGUGGGCGAAGAGCUGGACCCCACCCUGGAGCCGCUGCUGCUCAAGAGCGUGUUCAAGCAGGGCGGCGGGCUGUGCAUCCGCCUGGGUGACGCCACCAUUGAGUACAGCGAGUCGUUCAGGUUCUACAUGACCACCAAGCUGCGCAACCCGCACUACCUGCCCGAGGUGUCGGUCAAGGUGACACUGCUCAACUUCAUGAUCACGCCCGAGGGCCUCGAGGACCAGCUGCUGGGCAUUGUGGUGCGGCUGGAGCGGCCGGAGCUGGAGGAGCAGAAGACCAAGCUGGUGCUGGCGGGUGCGGAGAACGCGCGGCAGCUCAAGGAGAUCGAGGACCGCAUCAUCGAGGUGCUGUCCGCCAGCGAGGGCAACAUCCUGGAGGACGAGACGGCCAUCAACGUGAUCAGCUCCUCAAAGCUGCUGUCCAACGACAUCGCGCAAAAGCAGCAGAUCGCCGACAAGACCGAGCGCACCAUCGACGAGACGCGCCUGGGCUACAAGCCCGUGGCGCGCCACGUCAGCGUGCUGUUCUUCUGCAUCAGCGACCUGGCGGCCAUUGAGCCCAUGUACCAGUACUCGCUGCUGUGGUUCGUGAACCUGUUUGAGGACACCAUUGCGCGCGCGGAAAAGUCCAAGGACCUCACGCGCCGCAUCGAGGCGCUCAUCUCGCACUUCACGCACUCGCUCUACAUCAACAUCUGCCGCUCGCUGUUCGAGAAGGACAAGCUGCUCUUUUCCUUCGCGCUCACCGUCUCCAUCCGCGCGCACAUCAAGCAGCAGCUGGACCUCAACCUGUUCCGCUUCCUGCUCACCGGCGGCAUCGGCACAGCGGAGCCGCCGCCUAACCCCUCCGACUGGCUCGCGGACAAGUGCUGGAGCGAGAUGUGCCGCCUGGCGGAGCAUUUCGAGGCCUUCAAGGCACUGCCUGACUCGUUCCGCGACGACCCCGGGCCGUGGCGUGCCAUGUACGACAGUGCCGACCCCACCAAGUUCAAGCUGCCGGAGCCCUGGCACUCAAAGCUGGACGGCUUCCAGAAGCUGCUCGUCGUGCGCCUAAUCCGGCCCGACAAGCUGGUGGGCGCCAUCCAGGCCUACGUGCACGAGGUGAUGGGCCAGAAGUUCAUCGAGCCGCCGCCCUUCGACCUGGACCGCUGCUACCAGGACUCCACCUGCCUCACGCCGCUCAUCUUCGUGCUCAGCCCCGGGUCGGACCCCAUGUCGGGCCUGCUCAAGUACGCGGACGCGAUGCGCAUCAACGUGGAGAGCAUCUCGCUGGGCCAGGGGCAGGGGCCAAAGGCCUCCAAACUGAUCGAGGCGGCCCAGGAGGCGGGCGGCUGGGUGGUGCUGCAGAACUGCCACCUGGCCGUCAGCUGGAUGCCCACACUGGAGCGCCUGUGCGAGGGCCUGACGCUGGAGAACACCGCGCCUGCCUUCCGGCUGUGGCUCACCUCCUACCCGAGCCCGUCAUUCCCGGUCAGCGUGCUGCAGAACGGCAUCAAGAUGACCAACGACCCGCCCAAGGGCCUUCGCGCCAACCUGCUGGGCUCCUAUCUGUCCGACCCCGUCAACGACCCCUCCUUCUUCGAGGGCUGCAACCGCCCCGCGCCCUUCAAGAAGCUGCUGUUCGGGCUGUGCUUCUUCCACGCCUUCGUGCAGGAGCGGCUCAAGUUCGGGCCGCUGGGCUGGAACGUGCCGUACCAGUUCUCCGCGCCCGACUUUGUCAUCUCGGCGCGGCAGCUGCAGAUGUUCCUGAACGAGAUGCCGGCAGGCGACCCCGCCGCGCCCGUGCCGCUGCCCGCGCUGCGCUACCUGACGGGCGAGUGCAACUACGGCGGCCGUGUGACGGACGCACACGACCGACGCACGCUGAUGAGCAUCCUGGACAUCUUCUACACCCCCGCGGCGCUGGGCGAGGGCUACGCCUUCUCGCCCAGCGGCCGCUACUAUGCGCCGCCGGAGGGGCACGCGGAGAGCUACCUGGGCUACAUCCGCGGACUGCCCAUCCUGGCAGACCCGGAGGUGUUUGGUCUGCACGCCAACGCCGACAUCACCAAGGACCAGCAGGAGACCGACCUCAUGCUCUCCUCCCUGCUCGCCGCCUCCUCCGGCGGCGGCGGGGGCGGCGGCGCCGGCCACGGCCGCGACGCGUUGCUGGCCGAGGUCGCGGCAGACAUCAUGGCGCGCGUGCCGCAGCCCUUCGACAUCGAGGCGGUGCGCUUCAAGUACCCGGUGGAUUACUUUGAGUCCAUGAACACGGUGCUGUGUCAGGAGCUGGUGCGCUUCAACCGGCUGCUGGAGGUGGUGCACGAGAGCUUGGCGGGGCUGCAGAAGGCAUUGCGCGGCCUGGUGCUCAUGAGCGGAGACCUGGAGGCGCUGGGCAACGCCAUGUAUGACGGCCGCGUGCCAAAGCUGUGGAUGGACAAGUCCUACCCCAGCCUCAAGCCGCUGGCCUCCUACGUGGCCGACCUCAUAGAGCGCUGCCGCAUGAUGAGCGACUGGGUGGAGCACGGCCCCCCGCCCGUGUUCUGGAUCAGCGGCUUCUACUUCACGCACGCCUUCCUGACCGGCGUGAAGCAGAACUACGCACGCCGCCAGCGCAUCCCCAUCGACACUAUCACCUUCACCUACACCUGCAUGCAGGGCCACGCCGACGACUACAAGACGGCGCCGGAGGACGGCGCGCUCAUCAGCGGCAUGUUCGUGGAGGGCGCGCGCUGGGACCCCGAGUCCUGCAAGCUGCAGGAGUCGCUCCCCAAGGUGCUGUUCAGCCCCGCGCCGCUGAUAAAGCUGUCGCCCUGCGACGCCGCGGAGCAGGCCACCUUCCCACACUAUGAAUGCCCGCUGUACCGCACGCCCGAGCGCCGCGGCGUGCUCGCCACCACCGGCCACUCCACCAACUUCGUGAUGGAGCUGAUGAUCCCCUCGGACCAGCCGCAGGACCACUGGACGCGGAGAGGCGUGGCGUUCCUGCUGUCGCUGGCGGAUUGAGGGGCGCGGGGAUGAUGGAUUGGUUGGAUUGGUUGGGCGGAUGUGGAGGUGGUGGUGAUGGUGUGGGAUGGUGACAGGGGUGACAGGAGGCUGUGUGCGUUCAUGGUCAUGAUGGGUUUAGGGGGUGUUUUAAAGUAAGAACUUGCAUGGGACAGGGCUGUCUGGGCGACGGGGCCCCGCCGAAUGAAUUGACUGGCGCACGCCAACGCACUUACUCCCAUAGAGUCGUGACGAAAGGACAAGUACAACGGUAGACAUAAACUGACGCGUUACAAUACGGCCGUGUAAGGGUAUGGUGUAGAGGGCCUGCGACUAGUUUAAGUUGCUGGCCUGCUGGCAUCGGUGGGACCGCACGUGCGGGUGGGAACAUAAUGGAAUGUCGCGUGGGUGUGUGGCGUGCGACCGAGCGGGCACAGGUGGGCCCGUGAACGCCCGUACUACCUGCUGAAGCCGGCAGGUGUAACACCUGCGUCGUGAAACUCACUCAUCUGGUGAACAUCGCAGUGCAGAAUGCUGUGCAGAAUGCUUGUGCCCCCGAGUCUGGUUCCUCACGUCCUGGCAGCGCGCCCGUGGCAAGAGGGAGCCGGUUUGCGCAUUCAUGGUAGGGGCUGGCCGGCAAGCUGGCAGGUGCGUGCGUGUUGGUGUGGGAUGGAGCAUUUAAGCGAGCGGCA
Chlamydomonas reinhardtii is the source of this 13773-nucleotide messenger RNA. RefSeq lists its product as uncharacterized. The transcript is spliced from 50 exons. The record is from RefSeq and is a predicted model, not a curated record. Gene Ontology annotation, cellular component: dynein complex. Gene Ontology annotation, molecular function: dynein intermediate chain binding; minus-end-directed microtubule motor activity; dynein light intermediate chain binding. Bases 173 to 13102 code for a protein of 4309 amino acids. Gene Ontology annotation, biological process: microtubule-based movement. NCBI's taxonomy places the organism in Eukaryota, Viridiplantae, Chlorophyta, Chlorophyceae, Chlamydomonadales, Chlamydomonadaceae.